Molecule: messenger RNA, 1695 nt
Organism: Menidia menidia (Atlantic silverside)
Lineage: Eukaryota; Metazoa; Chordata; Actinopteri; Atheriniformes; Atherinopsidae
Source: the annotation of a GenBank genome assembly
AUGCUGAAGAGAAGCGUUCGGUCGGCCCUGAUCGCUCCCUCGAGUUCCAGUCAUCUAAACUCAUCCAAGGUCUACGAGGCCAGCGUUCUGCACCACAAAACCAGCAAAAACCAAAUCUAUUUGCUGCUGUCUAAACAGUGCUGCUCCGAUAUGGCUCUCAAAAGUGGUGAAUCAUAUCAAAUGGAGGUGCAGUUCCAGCUGGACCGCCUCUCGUUCUGCACCAUGCACAAAGCCGUAGACCUCCUUCCCGACACGUCCAGAGUUGUACCAGACCUUUCUAACUGCGCGGUUCCCGUCAGUAAUGUUUCCUGUGAGCUCAACUCGAAGCAGAAGUCGGCAGUUGACUUUAUCCUGGGGACCUGUGAUGGGAAGAAGCCGAUGGUGGCACCUCUCCUCAUCUACGGACCCUUUGGAACGGGGAAGACUUUGACCCUGGCUACAGCAGCCAGGGAGCUUUGUAAGCACCCCCACAACAAGGUGCUGAUUUGCACCUACACCAACAGCUCUGCAGAUCUGUAUGUCAGAGAUCACUUCCAUCCAUUCAUUAGCAAGAAAAACAAUGGCCUGAAGCCAGUUCGAAUUAAAGCAAACAAACACGGGAAUGCUUUGGCUGCCACGGAUGAAACCACUCUGAGAUACUGCUCUCUCUCAGAAGAUAAACAGCAUUUUCUACUACCUACAAAGGCCAUCCUGCGCGAUCACAACAUAGUCAUAACAACCACAUCAAUGGCAAAACACUUCCAUGGCCUGGGGCUUGCAGAGGGGUUCUUCACCCACAUUCUCAUCGAUGAAGCCUCUCAGAUGCUGGAAUGUGAAGCUUUGCUGGCUCUCGCUCUCGCUGGACCAAACACUCGCAUCGUUCUGGCUGGCGAUCACAUGCAAAUGGGACCUCAGCUUUUCUCAGUGGACGAGCACCGCCGGUCCGAUUACACAAUACUCACUCGCUUGUUCCACUACUAUCAAGGCCAGAAGUGUGACGCUGCCCAGAAGAGCCGGAUUAUUUUCAGCGACAAUUAUCGCUCGACGACAGAAAUCGUGGAAUUUGUCUCCACUCAUUUCUACGUCGGUAAAAAUGACGCCAUCAGAGCUGCGGGAAACAUUCCCACUCCCUCGAAUGGCCACGCCCUGAAGUUCCAUCAUGUCAGGGGGGAAUGUCUCCUGGAUGCUGGGACCAUGUCCUGGUUCAACAAACAGGAGGUUGCUGAGGUGGUGAAAGCCGUGAAAGAUGUUCUCAAAGACUGGCCAUCAACCUGGGGGCCCAAGAGCCUGAAUUCCGUCUGUAUUCUGUCUGAGGGCUCUCAGGUUCGACAGAUACGAAUGGCACUUCGAAGAAGCCUCUCUGAAGUCAAUGUUGAAACCAUUUCGAAUGUGCAAGGUGCAAAUCAGCACCUUGUUGAGGGGGUGCUUACAAAGCUCCCUGGCUGCUGUAGCCAGGGUCAAAGUCUUCCCCGUUCCAAAGGGUCCGUAGAUGAGGAGAGGUGCCACCACCGGCUUCUUCCCAUCACAGGUCCCCAGGAUAAAGUCAACUGCCGACUUCUGCUUCGAGUUGAGCUCACAGGAAACCUUACUGACGGGAACCGCGCAGUUAGAAAGGUCCGGUACCACUCUGGACGUGUCGGGAAGGAGGUCUACGGCUUUGUGCAUGGUGCAGAACGAGAGGCGGUCCACCUGGAACUGCACCUCCAUUUGGUGUGA